AUGUACAUUGGUGCUGGCCAGAGGUGUGAGAGUGGUACUGGCCAACCACUAGGCCAGAGUGUGGGGGUGGUACUGGCCGACCUCUGCUUGUACAUGCACAUUGGUGCUGGCCAGAGCUGUGGGGAUGGUACUGGCCGACCUCUGCUUGUCCAUGCACAUUGGUGCUGGCCAGAGCUGUGGGGAUGGUACUGGCCGACCUCUGCUUGUACAUGCACAUUGGUGCUGGCCAGAGCUGUGGGGAUGGUACUGGCCGACCUCUGCUUAUACAUGCACAUUGGUGCUGGCCAGAGGUGUGGGGAUGGUACUGGCCGACCACCCAAUCUUUCCAUGACUUGCACUUCUAAGAUACUCAAGUCCAGCAGGAUAUUUGACUUAUGCAAGUUGAUCAGUCAUCAUGGUCAAGAACCCAAGUAUCUAAAACAACUCAAGAAUGAUAAGGAAAGUGUGGGUUUCCUCAUGGUAUUGAUGAGAGAGCCGGCCGGUGCAUGUCCAGGCCAUGUACAGAAAGGCAGGCCGACACUUCAGGCAUUGAUAACAGAGCCGGCCGGAUCAGGACCAUGGACCAUGGUGUGUACAAGAAGGCAGGCCGACACAUCAGGCAUUGAUAACAGAGUCGGCCGGAUCAGGACCAAGAGUCGGCCGGAUCAGGAUCAUGUGGUGUACAAGCAGGCAGGCCGAUACUUCAGACAUUGA
This is a messenger RNA of Suillus clintonianus, 693 nucleotides long. RefSeq lists its product as uncharacterized. NCBI's taxonomy places the organism in Eukaryota, Fungi, Basidiomycota, Agaricomycetes, Boletales, Suillaceae. Bases 1 to 693 code for a protein of 230 amino acids. The record is from RefSeq and is a predicted model, not a curated record. The transcript has 6 exons.